Penicillium griseofulvum is the source of this 1104-nucleotide messenger RNA. RefSeq lists its product as uncharacterized. Lineage: Eukaryota; Fungi; Ascomycota; Eurotiomycetes; Eurotiales; Aspergillaceae. The transcript has a single exon. The record is from RefSeq and is a predicted model, not a curated record. Bases 1 to 1104 code for a protein of 367 amino acids.
AUGAUAGGAGAAACACAAGUAAAAUACUUGGGUUCAUUAUGCCAGCACCACUUGCAAAAGGUAUGGUCCUCUACUUCCUUGAACUUCUACGACUUCUUCCCGGAUCAUCCGGGCGGUGUACUCUCGGCCUUAUCAGUUCCCCACUUCGUAGAGAGUGAGGCUGACCUUUCUCAUGCAGGAAUCAUCAUUACUGUUUCUGUGCUUGUAGCAGCCGGCAUCGCCGUGUACGAGUCACCGCAGUUUCAACAAUGGGUAACCACGUCGCGGCGCAAGAUCGCCUUAGCUCUGCACAACCUCGGCGAUGAGAUCCAACCUCGAAACAUACCCUUGCGGGAAGACAUUUCUAUGACUGAGGAGACUGGAGGAACUGCUGAAGAACGGAGACGGAUUGCUCGUGCAGAGAUCAUGCGGCGAGGGGCACUCCUUGAAUCACGACGGAAGUCCAACCAGCCAAGCCAACCUCAUGGUAGCUUUGAUGCUCUCGUCGACAACGAGGGUAAUUUGCGUAAACAAAAAGACCACGAAUACGAUGUUCAGGCAAAUGAAGAAUUUACUGCUAACUCAACGGGGGUGGACCUGGGAACUUCGGAGCCUCUCCGCCGAGGCAAGCAUAUCGAGUCCGAGUCUUCGACUAUUCCGGGUCGGAAUCAGCUGCAUGUCGACAUUCCCUCGUCUGCUGCCUCAAACCAUCCUUCUGAAUCUAUUAUUCAGUUCACGCCUAGGUCUGAAGCACCCGAGGGGGAUAGUCUCUUCGAUCCGUAUUCUCCAAAGUCUCCGUUGUCUGUCUCUGGCUCCAGCCAUACAGAAGACCACCAGCAGGUAUAUUAUGCACACCCUGAUACGCCAAGCAACAGAACCUAUGAACGAAAUAAUAUUGCUGAGCUAGAUGGUUUCGGCCACGAGAGUGUUCAGUCUCACAAUGAUAUCUCAACCGCUCCUUCAACUAGUGGGAGUUUCAGCCAUGUUGGAGGAUUCGAGGAUGGAACAUCAGAUGAUAGUCUUAGUGACCUUGAUGGGCGAUCUGUUGGUGGUGUGGCUACUCCAGCGUGGUCUGAUGUGGGUAGUGUAAUUAGCAAUGAGGAUGCUGGACAUCCGUUGCUCUGA